Spinacia oleracea (spinach) is the source of this 1281-nucleotide messenger RNA. RefSeq lists its product as uncharacterized. The transcript has a single exon. The record is from RefSeq and is a predicted model, not a curated record. NCBI's taxonomy places the organism in Eukaryota, Viridiplantae, Streptophyta, Magnoliopsida, Caryophyllales, Amaranthaceae. The coding region runs from base 1 to 1281 and encodes 426 amino acids.
AUGGUUGAUGAAUAUGAUGCUCUAAUUAAAAAUAAGACGUGGGAAUUAGUACCGCAUCCUAAUGAUGUGAAUCUUAUUCGUUCUAUGUGGAUUUUUAGGCAUAAAAAGAAAUAUUAUGGUUCUUUUGAGCGGUAUAAGGCCCGUCUUGUAGGUGAUGGAAGGUCUCAACAGGUUGGAGCGGAUUGCGACGAAACUUUUAGCCCGGUUAUCAAACCGGCAACUAUUCGGGCCGUGUUGAGUAUAGCACUGUCACAUUCGUGGCCCAUGCAUCAGUUGGAUGUCAUGAAUGCCUUCCUUCAUGGAAAUCUUAAUGAGACAGUUUAUAUGCAUCAACCCAUGGGUUUUCGGGAUCCGAAAUACCCAAAUCAUGUGUGUCUAUUGAAGAAGUCAUUGUAUGGGCAAUCCCCACGUGCCUGGUACCAACGGUUUGCUGACUAUGUUUUCACCAUUGGCUUCUCCCAUAGCCGAGCUGAUCACUCACUUUUUAUCAAUUGUCGUGGUUCUGACAUUGCUUAUAUUCUUCUAUAUGUUGAUGAUAUCAUUCUCACAGCUUCUUCAGAUGCUCUCAGAAAAUCCAUCAUGUCUCUUCUCAGUGCCGAAUUUGCAAUGAAGGACUUAGGUCCUUUGAGCUAUUUUUUGGGUAUUUCUAUUACCCGCACUUCAGGUGGCUUGUUUAUCUCUCAGAAGAACUAUGCAACAGAUAUUAUUGAGCGUGCAGGCAUGACUUCCUGCAAAUCGAGUCACACUCCCGUAGACACCAAGGCCAAGCUUGGUGCCUCGGCUGGGCCAUCUUAUGGGGAUCCUACACACUACAGGCAACUAGCAGGUGCAUUGCAGUAUCUCACAUUUACCAGGCCAGACAUCUCUUAUGUUGUUCAACAGGUGUGUUUACACAUGCAUGAUCCGAAAGUCGAGCAUAUGAAUGCUCUCAAGCGUAUUGUGCGCUACAUUCAAGGUACUAUUGAUCUUGGGCUCCAUCUGUAUAAGUCUUCUAUUGCAUCCCUAGUCUCUUAUACAGAUGCAUAUUGGGGUGGGUGUCCAGACACUCGUCGCUCCACAUCCGGUUACUGUAUUUUUCUUGGUGAUAAUCUGUUGUCAUGGUCCUCAAAACAGCAACCUACAUUGUCCAAAUCAAGUGUCGAGGCAGAAUAUCGUGGUGUGGCAAAUGUAGUUUUUGAAUCUUGUUGGCUUCAAAACUUACUUUUGGAGCUCCGUUGUCCCAUCCGGAAAGAUACAUUGGUUUAUUGUGAUAAUGUUAGUGCCAUCUAUCUCCUCCGGUAA